AUGGCGACGAGAAGGACGCACAACAAAACGAGGCUGGGUUGUCACCAAUGCAAAAGGAGACGCAUAAAGUGUGAUGGCAAACAUCCAACCUGUGCGAACUGCGAAAAGAAAGGCGAAUCAUGUAGCUUCCUUCAGCUAGCCCCUUCAUCACGACUCACCGGUCCCAUGUCAUCCCGAGGACCAGCAUCUUCGAUAUCGCCGCCCCCCGAGACGUCUUAUAUACAAGCACUUUCACCUCCAGUUCCCAGUUCCAGUAGUUGUAACACUGCCGAGUCAGCGAGGAACUCACCGCACAUAUCUCCGCCAACUGAGCAUCUACCGGCUUGUUACUCAACGGCGCUACAGCAUGAUAUCCCUGUAUCAGAACAAGAAGGUAGAUCUCCAUGGUCGAGUCCCAGGCCUCCAACGCCCACCCAUCCUUUAGAGCUACAGAUCUUGGAAAGCUCGAUCCCGCCAUACCUGCGCCUGAACGACGUCUGGAAAGGCAUCAGGGAGCCACUGCCUCCGUCACUCCAAGAUGUCCUUUUUCACUAUGAAUACACAACAAGUCUUACGCUGGCCACUGAUGAUCCUGCUAAGGCAGCAUGGCAGUCAUCCAUACCUGAAAUGGCGCACGCGCAUGACUUUCUGGUAAAUUGCGUGCUUUCGGUGGCCUCGCUUCAUCUUGGACGACUCCAUGAAGAUCGAACCCAAAAGACAAGAAUGAAUGCUGUGGCAGCAUCAAGGAUGAAUAAAGCCCUGGCGACCUAUCGCACUCAGCUCGAAAACAUUACAGCCUCGAACGCAACAGCACUCUUUGCUAGCUCUAUGUUCACAGCAGUCUAUUUGUUCCGUAUGUCGGCCAUAGACAUUGAAGCAUUGCGCGAGACUAUACCUUACGGCACAGUCAUACCUCCUCCCGGUGUUGUUGACAAGAUGAUGGCAUGCAUCCUGCGUACAGUCUGGGGUCUCCGCGGUCCACUUACUGUGCUCAUGAACGGAUGGAAUCACGUAAUCAACGGAGCAAUGCAUUCUGUAGCCGCGCGUAAAUGGUGGCCAAGUAAACUUACUCCAGCUACUGCUCGUGCAGAAGAGGAGGAUCAGCGGCUACAGAAGAUUGAUAAGCUGUGGAUGGACACUGACAAAGCUCGAGAGCCGCAUACUCAUCAUCUGAACGAAGCGCUUGCCUACCUGCGCGAGUGCUAUGCGUUAGUAUCACAGCUCACUCUUCCUGGAGUAUUUCCUCCAAUGACUGCGGUUCCUUAUGCAGUUGAUGACACCACUACCGGUGUGCUUACAGACCGUGGCGCUAUCUUUGUUUGGUCAACACGGAUCUCGCGCGAGUUCAUUCAUCUCCUCGAGACUAAAGACCGAGACGCCCUGGUCAUCCUCGCACAUUACGCCGUGCUGCCCGGCCGAGUACGUAACGUCUGGUGGCUUGAGGGCUUAGGUGGCGACUUUGUCACUGCCAUUGCCAUGGCGAUUGGUAUUGAAAAUUGGCAUUUGAUCGAGUGGCCGGCCCACGUCGUUGGGGUCGAUUUGUGGAAUGCCUUUGGCGUCAGGCAGGAUAGACUGGUGGGCAAGCCUGAUGAGCUGCACAUGGAUGUCAUUUGA
Boeremia exigua is the source of this 1593-nucleotide messenger RNA. RefSeq lists its product as uncharacterized. Gene Ontology annotation, molecular function: zinc ion binding; DNA-binding transcription factor activity, RNA polymerase II-specific. The record is from RefSeq and is a predicted model, not a curated record. Lineage: Eukaryota; Fungi; Ascomycota; Dothideomycetes; Pleosporales; Didymellaceae. The transcript has 2 exons. Gene Ontology annotation, biological process: regulation of transcription by RNA polymerase II. The coding region runs from base 1 to 1593 and encodes 530 amino acids.